Molecule: messenger RNA, 4255 nt
Organism: Choloepus didactylus (southern two-toed sloth)
Lineage: Eukaryota; Metazoa; Chordata; Mammalia; Pilosa; Megalonychidae
Product: sialic acid-binding Ig-like lectin 14
Exons: 9
Coding region: 296-1780 (494 amino acids)
Biological process (GO): cell adhesion
Cellular component (GO): plasma membrane
Molecular function (GO): sialic acid binding
Source: RefSeq, a predicted model, not a curated record
UCUCCAGACCCACGAACUAGUGGAUGCUCACUACCUGUUCAGUGAAUGAAUGGAUGGAUGGAUGGAUGAAUAAAUGUCUGCAUGUAUGUAUGUAUCCAUGGAUGGAUACCUGGAUGGAUGGAUGAUGGAUUGACAGACGGAUGGAUGGAUGGAUGGACAGAUCCCUCCCUCCCUAACUCUUUUCAUUUGCUAUGCCCCAGACACUCGCAGACCCUAAAGAAUCCUACCCCUGGCAGGACUGUCCACCACACAGCCCUAGAUGGGUCUGUGACUCUUGGGACCAGACCAGAAGUAGAUGGGAUUCUUGGUGUGGAAACGGUGGAGAGAAGAGCUCCUCAAACUGGGAGGACCAUGGAGCACUCCCCCCUCCCACGUCUCAGAUGUCCUGGAGCUGCUGUGCACCAGGACUGGUGACCAGGAACACAGGCAGAAGCAGCCCCGGGACCCUCCUGAGAUGCUGCUGCUGCCGCCUCUGCUGUGGGCAGGGUCCCUGGCUCAGCAUCCGGGAUACGGGCUGGAAGUGCAGGGGCAGGUGACGGUGCAGGAGGGCCUGUGCGUCUUCAUCCCCUGCCAGUUCUCCUACCCCAGGGAAGGCUGGACCGACUUCCACCCAGCUCUCGGCUACUGGUUCCGGGACGGGGCUGAUGUAUUCUAUGGUGCUCCAGUGGCCACUAACCACCCAGAUCGAAGCGUGCAGGGGGAGACCCAGGGCCGAUUCCACCUCCUCGGAGACCCCCAGAACAACUGCUCCCUGGACAUCAGAGACGCUCGGAGGGGGGAUGACGGGACAUACUUCUUUCGGGUGGAGAGAGGACAUAUGAAAUGGAAUUACAUAUAUCCCAAGCUCUCUGUGCACGUGACAGCCCUGAACCAGACACCCGACAUCCAGAUCCCGGGGACCCUGGAGUCCGGCCGCCCCAGCAGCCUGACCUGCGCUGUGCCCUGGGCCUGUGAGCGGGGGACGCCCCCCACCUUCUCCUGGACGUCAGCCGCCCUCCCCUCCCUGGGCCCCAGCACCCGCCUCUCCUCGGUGCCCACCCUCACCCCACGGCCCCAGGACCACGGCACCAGCCUCACCUGCCAGGUGACCUUCCCUGGAGCGAGGGUGACCGUGGAGAGGACCGUCCAGCUCAGUGUCUCCUAUGCUCCACAGAACCUGACCCUCAGCCUCUUCCGGGGAAACAGCACAGUCCAGGAGAUCCUGGGCAAUGCCACCUCACUGCGAGUCCCCGGGGGCCAGAUGCUGCGCCUGGUGUGUGGUGCACACGGCAACCCCCCUCCCAGGCUGAGCUGGUCCCGGGGAGGCUCCACCUUCAGCCCCUCCCAGACCUUGGAUCCGGGAGUCCUGGAGCUGCCCCAGGUGGUUCCAGAGGACGAAGGAGAAUUCACCUGCCACGCUCAGCACCCGCUGGGCUCCCACCACAUCUCCCUGAGCCUAGUUGUGCAGGGUAGCUCCUGUCCCUGCCGCCAAGACUCAGGGGGGCAGGAGGGCUCCUGGCCUCUACUCCUCACCUUGCUCAGGGGAGCUCUCAUGGGGACUGGCUUCCUUCUCACCUAUGUCUUCACCUGGAUCUACUACACCAGGUUCAGAAUUUCUCAAGGGGACGGGAUGGCAAAUCUGGCUGAACCCUCCUCUUCCUCACAGCAGUGUCACCUGGGCUCCCGAGCCCUGCAAAAUGGCACCAAUUCAAGUGCUACUGAAUCUUCCCAAGAGGAGUUGGCCGACAGUAUUUUUCAUCCUCCUACCAGCGAUGUGUUGCAAAGGCUAAAUGCAAGGUAGGUGCAGAUGAGAAGUUGGAGUCCACCCAUUCCCACUCAGGGCAGAGGCUCUGAAUCCCCCAUGAUGUGCUGAGAAUGCAGGGACACUGGCCACCCUUGUCUUCAUGCAAGGAAAGGCAAGCAAAGAACACCAGCUACCAUUUACCCCACACCCUGCUCAUAAAGCAAGGAUGUCACUGAGAGAGGAGUGGGCUGCUGUCCCCUCAUCCAGCUCUAGAUAUGUAGCUCAGAGAUUUUGUCCUGGGAGGAAAGACAGGUUUUAAGACCAACGAUCUACAAAGCUCUCCCCAAAGGAACUGGCGUUAUUUGAAACGAGUGUGGGGAAAUUCAAGCUUAAAGGUGCUCUCAAAAACAGUGGAAGUUUUGAAGGUUCUUUAAAGGUGGUUAGUAGCUUCAUGAGAGCAAUGAGCUAAGCAAUAGUCUAGCUGGUUUACCAGAGAGAAUCAUAAGAACUCUCCUGGUGUCAAAACAAACCUCAGACCCUGGUCUCAAAAAUUACACUUGCAAAGGGACCCAAAUUUAAUUGGAUCAGAUUGUGGAACAAUUUAUGUUCUAAGGUUUUGUUCAGCAAUCAGCCAGCAAUAUCAUAAUAAUAUCGGACAAAAUAGACUUUCAGACAAAAAUUUUUACAAGACACAAAGAAGGAUAUUAUAUAUUGAUAAAAGGGUCAAUUCAUUAAUAAGAUAUAACAAUUGUGAACAUAUACACACCUAAUAACAGAGUCCCAAAAAUUGACAAAAUCAAAGAGAGAAGUUGACAGUUCCACAAUAAUAGUUGGAGACUUCAAUACUCCACUAUCAGUACACAGAAGAUCAACAAGGAAACGGAGGACUCGAAUGACACUAUCAACCAACUAGACCUAACAGAGACGUUUAGAACAUUCCACUCAGCAAGAGCAGAACACGCUUUCCUCUCAAAUGCAUACGAAACGUUCUCCAGGAGAGACCAUAUGCUAGGCCACAAAGCAAGUCUCAAUACAUCUUAAAAGAUUGAAAUCAUGCAAAGUAUUUUCUCCAGCCACUAUGGAAUGGAACUAGAAAUAAAUAACAGAAGGAAAACUGGAAUAUUCACCAUUAUGUGUGUGGAUUAAACCACACACUCUAAAACAACCAAUGGGUAAAAGGAGAAACCACAAGAGAAAUUAGAAAAUACUUCGAGACUAAUGAAAACAAAAUGACAACAUACCAAAAGUUACAGGAUUCAGCAAAAGCAGUGCCUCAGAGGGUAAUACGUGGCCAUAAAAGCUACAUUAAAAAAGAAGGAUCUCAAAUCAAUAACCCAACCUUACUCCUUAAAGAAUUAGAUAAAGAAGAGCAAACUAAACUGAAAACAAGCAAAAGGAACUAAUGAAGAUUAUAGCAGAGAAAAGUGAAAAAACAGCACAUGAAAAAAAUAGAGACGAUAAAAGGAGGGGAGGAACUAAAGAACUGUUUUCAUCAGCACUGCAGUCUGCAGCUGAGCCAGCACCUGCUAUGACCCUGUGGCUUGGGCAGGCUUGUUAUUUCUGCAGAUGACCUAGUGGAGCUCUGCUGCAAACCUGGUCUGCUACUUCAUCAACUUGGCCCAGUACAGAAAGCGUGUGACUCACUUCUUGCCUGAGGGUGUGGACCCAACCUGUGCACCCAUGUCAUUUACACCACCUCAGCUCCAUGGAGUGGAAUGACUGCCCUCUCUCCAAGAACUUCAGUGACUUGAAGAAGGUGGAUCCCAAGGUGCAGACCCUGCUGGCCACUGGGGGCUGGACCUUUGGUACUCAGGUGUUCACAGAUACGCUAGGCACAGCCAACAACCAUCAGACCUCUGUCAACUUGGCCAUAGGGUUCUUGCACAAAUGACUUUCAUGGCCUUGACCUCAAAUGGGAAUAUCCAGGAAGCUGGGGGAGCCCCGCCUCGGACAAGCAGUGCUGCACAAUGCUGGUGUAGGACCUUCCAGCAGAAAGCCCAAACCUUAGGGAAGGAAUGCCUCCUGCUGAGUGCAGCCCUCCUUGCAGAGCGAGCCAAGGCCCCGCUAAGAAACUCUGCAGCGUUGCAUGUCCCCAACGUAGGCGAAACAAAGAAGAGACCUGGACAACCCACAGGAGGCCAUUUUCUUAUGUGGACGUCACAUGUUCAGGUGGAAAUCAUUUGAUAAAGAUGCUUUAGAGAGCAGGAAGAUCCUGGAGUGUUUUAAAUUGCAGUGAGGGAAGUAGGCUGUGGUGCCCUGGUCAGUUUUUGCCUUAAUAAGCUCCGCCUGGUGGAGACUGAGUUCUACUGAGCUGCAGUGAGGAGCACAAUUACAAUUUGUAGGUCAAUGAAAAUGAAUGCAGCCUCUCCAGAAGAGCAGUUUGCAAAUGCGUCCAGAGUCUAAGAUAAAUUCCCUGCAGGGAUGCAUUUCUGCAGCACCAGAAGCUGAGGCUCGGCGGGAUCAGGCUGAGCUGGUGGGACAGAGCUCCCUCUAGGAGCAGCAUGCGGACCUGCAAGGUGGACAGUGGUGAGC